CACAGACUAUGUUGUUGCCAUAGUAGUCCUACAUGCAGCUUAAGUAUUCAGUUUUCUGACCUGUUCCACCUACACAGGGCAUUUUACGUUUUAUGAAUGAUGGCCUAGAAGGGAAAGACUUACUUUGGAUUAAAUUCAGUAUGGGAAAAUGCUUAAGCUGCCAGAAAGAUGACCAGAGCUCCCAACAAAAUUAUCCUGAGGACCUAGUUACUCCACCACACACGCGUCUUGGAUCCUCUUGUAUUUUACAACCAAAAGCAGCUCUGGGUUUAAUAACUUGUCGUCCUUCUUCAACAAGUAAGUUAAAUAGAAAAUUCUCUUCUUCAUCAAGUGGAUCCAGUCGCUUUUUUCCCUCUAGACGACGACAUAAUUUACUGGCAAGACUUCGAAGGAGAUGGAGACAGCAAAGUAGAGUUAACUUUGAUUCUCAGGAAGACGUAACUUCCAAUGUCACAAGAUCUUCAGAUCACAUUAGUGCCACUAGAUCUCGAAAAUGUUUUUUAUCCCCCCACCUAAGUGUAGUUUCCUGUUACAGGAGUAGCCUUGUCUAUGAUACUCCGCGAGGUAGUCUGAACCUGUCUCAUGCAAAGGAGAUUCAAAGCUUUUCUAAAAAAUCAAGUAGUCAUGACACUCAAAAACGUAUAAGCUUCUCUGGUCCUGACCAUGGCGCUAAGUCCUUUCCAAAUUUGGAAACAAAAGCCGUUUCUCCAGGCCAUUGGACUGUUGAAAGGACAUCUCACUCGCAAAGCCUAACAGCAUCUCCCUUUUCUCUUCCAACUGUUAUGUCUUCUUCCAGUCAAGUAACUUUAUCAAUUGCUGAUGGCCGAGAACACGGCCAACUAAAUAAGGAUUCGGAAGAUGCCCUUCAUCACAGGUCUCAGAGUACAAAUUACUCUCCAGGUGACACCAAACGUCUAUCUCAGAAUAGAACUUCCGCCAGCCUCUCCCAUGAUGAACUUCCUUCACUGUAUAAAGAUGUCAACAGCUUAAUCGUUGAAGUUACCUCAGGCCCCUUUGAAGAAGGUUUUGCUGCCUCGCCUCCAGAUGAAGAAGAAACAGCUUCACCUAUUGAAAUGACUGAAAUAAGGUAUACUACAGCUAACACUGACACAGAAGAACAGAGUUUCCCGGUCCCUCAGGCUUUCAACACACACAUAGAGGAGCUGAAGCUGGAUGUCCUCCUCCAGAAGGUAGACCGUUUGCGGAUAAACGAGGCUAACAAAAUGGAAAGUUUUGAGCUUCUGUGUGACCACAAAGAAAAGUUUAGCGAGGAAAUAGAGUUUCUGUGGAGACUUGCCCGUGCCUAUGGAGACAUGUAUGACCUGUCUACCAAUACACAAGAAAAGAAACAUUAUGCUAAUAUCGGGAAAACAUUGGGAGAAAGAGCUAUCACGAGAGCGCCCACGAAUGGACACUGCCAUCUGUGGUAUGCAAUUUUAUGUGGUUAUGUAUCUGAGUUUGAGGGAUUGCAAAACAAGAUUAACUGUGGACAUCUAUUCAAGGAACAUCUGGACAAAGCCAUCCAGCUCUUACCGGAAGAGCCCUUGCUGUACUACCUCAAGGGAAGAUACUGUUACACUGUCUCAAAACUCAGCUGGAUUGAGAAAAAAAUGGCCGCUACUCUGUUUGGGGAAAUACCAUCUUCAACGGUUCAUGAGGCUUUGCAUAACUUCCUUAAGGCUGAAGAGUUGCAACCUGGCUAUUCUGUGUCCAACUACAUGUUUGUGGCCAAGUGUUACGUUGAUCUCGAGGAAUCUCAGGAUGCUUGGAAAUUCUGUAACUUAGCAUUAUUACUGCCUAUUGUUACCAAAGAGGACAAGAAUUCACAUAAAGAGGUGAAAAAAAUAAUCUGUUCUUUGAAGAGGCGGAAAGUAUACAAGAAGAAUCGUGAGAAUACUGAAAAUGUCAAGUCAAAGAAUGUGGCGAACUACAAAGACUAGAUAGUGAAAAUAAAGCGUGUAAAACUGUGGUCCUCAAAGACA
This is a messenger RNA of Myodes glareolus (Bank vole), 1982 nucleotides long. The record is from RefSeq and is a predicted model, not a curated record. Lineage: Eukaryota; Metazoa; Chordata; Mammalia; Rodentia; Cricetidae.